AUGUUCAGUGGUUAUUGUCCACAACGAUUUGGACGUGAGCCAACACCGGCUGAAUGUUAUCCGCAACAAGGGAUGAUGUUCCGGAGUGAUCAACCAUUACCACCGUAUUCAUGUGGAAGUAUACCGGAUUUUUACUUGGAAAGUGCAAACUUCAGCUCUCGUUCACCAUUCUUUCCUCAACAAAACACACAAUCAGAUUAUUUUGCCGCCUAUAGACCCGCGCCAAUACAUUUUCAAUUUCCACAAAAAUCUACUGCAACGGUUAUACGUUGUGAAUGGAUAAAUGAGACGGGUAAAGAAUGCGGUAUGAUGUUUGCGACCUCAUCGCAAGUUGCAGCACAUGUUUCACAGCAUCAUAUUGGCCUCAUUGAAUCGACUACACAUGUAUGUUUGUGGAGAAAUUGCGAUCGUGUCGGGAAACCAUUUAAGGCAAAAUAUAAACUUGUUAAUCAUAUUCGUGUUCAUACUGGUGAGAAACCGUUUCGAUGUGAACAAUGUAAUCGGGAAUUUGCUCGAAGUGAAAAUUUAAAGAUUCACGUACGAACUCAUACAAAAGAGAAACCAUUUCCAUGCCCUCAUGUCGGUUGUGACAAGACAUUUGCGAACUCAUCUGAUCGUAAAAAACAUAUGCAUGUUCAUACGUCUGAAAAACCCUACGAAUGCAAGAUAAAAGGAUGCAAAAAAGUUUACAGUCAUCCCAGUUCGUUAAGGAAACACAUGAAGGCUCAUGAGAAGAAUUGUCUUACACCGGAGUUGGACGAAAGCAGUGAUUCCGGACAUGCAAGCACUGGAACACCUGUGGACCCAUUUCUAAAUUUAAAACCGGAUAUUAAUGAAAUGCCGCUACAGUUUCCCACAAGCGCGCCGCUGAUUCGCCCUCCACCAUAUGGUCCGCCUCCACAUUAUCCACCACCACACCAUCCUACGACCAUGUUUCCAACAGAAAUAUAUCAUCAAUUUCAUUGA
Necator americanus (New World hookworm) is the source of this 966-nucleotide messenger RNA. RefSeq lists its product as uncharacterized. The record is from RefSeq and is a predicted model, not a curated record. Gene Ontology annotation, cellular component: nucleus. Gene Ontology annotation, molecular function: RNA polymerase II cis-regulatory region sequence-specific DNA binding; DNA-binding transcription factor activity, RNA polymerase II-specific. The transcript is spliced from 9 exons. The coding region runs from base 1 to 966 and encodes 321 amino acids. NCBI's taxonomy places the organism in Eukaryota, Metazoa, Nematoda, Chromadorea, Rhabditida, Ancylostomatidae. Gene Ontology annotation, biological process: negative regulation of transcription by RNA polymerase II; positive regulation of transcription by RNA polymerase II.